Messenger RNA from Lasiosphaeria miniovina, 3544 nucleotides. RefSeq lists its product as uncharacterized. Bases 190 to 3414 code for a protein of 1074 amino acids. Gene Ontology annotation, cellular component: mitotic actomyosin contractile ring, proximal layer; plasma membrane; cell division site. Gene Ontology annotation, biological process: cytoskeleton organization. The record is from RefSeq and is a predicted model, not a curated record. NCBI's taxonomy places the organism in Eukaryota, Fungi, Ascomycota, Sordariomycetes, Sordariales, Lasiosphaeriaceae. The transcript has 4 exons. Gene Ontology annotation, molecular function: protein binding; phospholipid binding.
GAGAGCGAGCCGAGCGGAAAACAUAGGGGCUGGUUGGGGUUUCGCCCUCGGUCGUCGUCAUUGGCAUCGUCAUCCUCACUGUCGAGGUCGCUCCUACUCGUCCCCUCGAGAGCCUGCUAGCUGCAGUUGCCAGGCCAUAGAGCGAGCCUCUAGGUGCAAACUCGGGACUCGCCUUCAAAUUCAGGCGCAAUGCCGGCCGCUACCAACGACGGGCCGGCAGUUGCCCUUUCCUUUGCUAAUAACUUCUGGGGCAAGGAUGACGCUGGCGUCGGACCUCUGCUGGAGCGCAUGCACGCGGCCAAGCAGACAUGUGACGAGUUGCGCGCCUUCUAUAGCGCACGGUCAUCCAUCGAAGACGAAUACGCGCGCAAGCUCUUCUCGCUGUGCCGCAAGUCGCUCGGGUCGCAGGAGAUGGGCACGCUCAGGGCAUCGCUUGACGUGGUGCGCGGCGAGGUCGAGUCGAUCGCCAAGCAGCACAACGGAAUCGCGGCGCAGAUGAAGAGCGAGCUCGAGGAGCCGCUCGCGGCCUUCGCCGGGGGCAUGAAGGAGCGGCGCAAGAUUGUGCAGAACACGGUCGAGAAGCUGCUCAAGACCAAGAUCCAGCAGACGCAGAUGGUCAACAAGACGCGGGACCGCUACGAGCAGGAGUGUCUCAAGAUCAAGGGCUACCUGGCGCAGGGCCACAUGGUCAUGGGCCAGGAGGAGCGCAAGAACAAGGCCAAGCUCGAGAAGACGCAGAUCAGCCUGGCCACGUCCAACAGCGAGUACGAGGCCGCCGUGAAGGCCCUCGAGGAGACGACGGCCCGCUGGAACCGCGAGUGGAAGGCAGCCGCCGACAAGUUCCAGGACCUCGAGGAGGAGCGCCUCGACUUCACCAAGAGCAGCCUAUGGACCUUUGCCAACAUCGCCUCGACCGUCUGCGUCAGCGACGACGCCUCGUGCGAGAAGAUCCGCCUCUCGCUCGAGAAGAUGGAGGUCGAGAAGGACAUACUCAACUUCAUCAGCGAGCGCGGCACCGGCCAGGAGAUCCCCGACCCGCCAAAGUACAUCAACUUUUGCCGCGGCGACGUCGACUCGCAGUCCGAGGCCUCGGAAGACGAGAGCUACUCGGUCGCCCAGUUCCCCCGGAGCAUCAACCCGGCCUUCCGCUCGUCGUCGCCGCAGCCGUCGACGUACGAGUCGCACCACGACCCCAACUCGACGCUAGCGCGCAACCUAGUGCACGACGCAGUCGGCGAGGUCGGAGCCCUAGGCACGCCCAAGAGCCGCGAGAACACGGUGACGCCGCAGAAGCUGCCGCCGGCCAUCCCCACACCCCAAGAAAUACAGGCCCAGCAGCAGCAGCAGCAACAGCAGCAGUCCCGGCCGCGCCAGCCCCGCGGGUACCAGCCGCCGCGGGCCAACCUCGAGUACGACCCGGCCGAGUUCGCGCCGGUGCCGCACGACCCGUACCCCAUGGACGGCAUGACCAUGCUGUGCCGGCCGACGGCGUCGGACCUCAGCUCGGCGCCGUCGGGCGUCUCCUCGGUGCGGCCCUCUAGCAGAGACUCGCACAGCGAGACGUCCUUCUCAAGCCAGGAGCCGGCGUCGGCGCCGUCGCCCACCAAGCUGCAGCUGCAGCAGCACCAGCCGGCGCCCACCACGCCGACGGCCGCGGGGGGCAAGGAGCGGAAUCUUCUUAAGAAGAGGAGCGGCUUCUUCCAGAACCACAGCCCCUUCCGCCGCAAGAGCACCAGGGAGGUGGCGUCGCUCGCGGGCGGCGGCGGCGGCGGCAACGGCAGCAGGAACACAUGGCACCCUUCCAAUAACGGCGCGCGAAGCAACAACAACAACAACAACAACAGCAGCAGCAGCAGCAGCAGCCAGAUAAUGCUCCCGCCGUCUGACCACCGCAGCGCCAGCCCGGACCCGAUCGCCGCCAACGCGAGCCUGGCGCUCAACGUGGGCCAGAACGUGUUCCCCGUCGAGACGCCUGACCGCCGCAGCGCCAAGGCCGCCGCCGCAACAGCCGCCGCGCCCGAAGACGACCCCAUCGCGCUGGCGCUGGCCGAGAUCAAGGGCUUCGCGGCCAGCAGCGGCAGCGGCAGCGGCACGGGCAAGGUGUCGUCGGUGCGCAUGUCGGCGGACCACUACCACGGCAUCGCGACGCCCGCGCCGGGCGCCACCAGCCCGCUGGUCUCGCGGUCGGCGGCACAACAUCAGCCCCCACCCCCUAUUGGCGGUGGUGCGGCAUCGUCAGGCAUACGCGGCACGCCGCCGCCGUCGUACGGCGACCACCAAGUACAACGACUGGGCGUGCCGCCACCGGCCGUGACGGCCAAGGCCAUGAAGGAGUCGUCGCAGAAAUUCCAGCAGCAGACGCGCAGCAUCUUCAACACGGCCGCCUCUUCUUCUCCUUCAUCCAACAAUAAUAGUAGUAAUAACCACGACAGACCGGGCUCGUCGUACGGCGGAAGCAUCCACAACCACAACCACAACCAAAACAGCAGCAGCAGCAGCAGCAUGUCGCGCUCCGGCACGCGCUCGGUAGCCGACCUUCCGCGCGCCGCCUCGCCCGCGCCCCUGCGCAGCGUGUCGCCGCGGCCUGCGUCGCGCAACGGCGGUGGUGGAUAUGGGUCCCCCGCCCAGCAGCAUCGGUCCGUCUCGCCGAACCCGUACGGAGGAGGCAGCAGCCAGAGGGGCAGCAUAAGCGGCAGUGGCCAGCAGCAGCCGCGCGGCCAGCCGAGCUACCAGCGCGCGCCGUCGCAGCAGAACCAGAAUAAUCAGAGCCAGAGCCACUACAGCCAGCAGCACUCGCACCGCGGCUCGGACCAGGGCCUGUACAAGACGGCCAGCCGCGGCGGGGGAGGUGACUACCGCCACAGCUCUCCACACGACUUUAACGGUGGCGGCAGCGGAAGCCGGGCAGUGUCGCCGGCGCCGCCGUUCGCGAGCAGCGGGCGCAGCGACUACGGCCGCCCCAACAGCAGCAGCAGCAGCGUCAACAUGGCCGUGCAGCUGGCGCCCGUGCUAGGCGACGAAGGGGGCGGGAGUGUCUACGGAGGUUCGCAGCGCGGGCGCGCCGGGACUGGCGGAACCGGGCGGCCGGGCACCAGCUCGUCGUCGUCGCGCGCCAUGAGCUUCUACGAUGGCGCCGGCGGAUCGGCUGCGGCGCCGCGUCAGCGCAGCAAGAGCGUGGUUGCUGCCGACCCGGCUCUUGCUGCACGGGGGUAUACGAGAGACGGGGGGGGGAUUAUGCAUUUUGCUCGCGCCCUCUACAUGUACCAGGCGGCCAUCCCCGAGGAGCUCGGCUUCGCCAAGGGCGACAUGCUCGCCGUCAUCCGCCACCAGGACGACGGCUGGUGGGAGGCCACCAUCCAGGGCGGCGACGGCCGCAUUGGCCUCGUGCCCAGCAAUUACCUGCAGCAAUGCUGAUUGCUUCUGGCUCAUUUUGGGAGGGAGGUGUUGGUAUGUGCCCAUGUCGACGACGACACGACGAUGACGGCAACGAAAGAACGAACGGUUCGUUGGAUUUGUUUUCUUCUUCUGCACAUAGGUAUAGAAA